AUGGCAUCUCCAACCCCAAUCUCAGUCGUGGAUCUGCCCCCGGAUCUGAGCUUCAUCGCCAUGUCCACCUCCUCCUCAUCCGCCAUCCCGCAGAUCCCCCUGUCCGACACAUGCAUGUCGUGCAACGGCUCCGACAACAACCCUCAGCCAUCACACUCGCCCUCCUCCCAAGGCCACCACUCCUCCUCGCAGUACCAGUUCCAGAAUCACCAACACCACCACCACCACCGCAGCCAGUCCAUCUCCACCUCCAACCCUCCCCCGCAGGUCGACGGCAUCAUCCCCAUCGCCCACAACUUCAUCAACAAUGCCCUGAUCCAGUCCAAGACCCGGGUCUGGACCAAGACCUUCGACCCGGCCACCCAGUCCUUCCUCACCCGCGUCCCCGAGUCCACCGUCCUCGAGGUCCAGCAGGCCGUCGCCGCCGCCGCCGUCGCCCAGCCUCACUGGGCCGCCAUCCCCUUCCAGCACCGCCGCCUCAAGCUCCUCGACCUCGUACACGCCAUCCAGCAGCACCACGCCCGCAUCGUCCACUGCCUCGUCACCGAGAUCGGCAAGACCGCCCAGGACGCCGAGAACGAGGUCGAGCGCGGCAUCGACGCCAUCAUCGCCGCCACGGGCAUCGGCAGCGAGAUGAGCGGCCACUCCUGGCCCGGCCACCCCUCCUCCACCCACACCACCCACGAGGCCCUCGGCGUCUGCGUCUCCGUCACCCCCUUCAACUUCCCCUUCAUGAUCCCCCUCUGGACCGUGCCCCUCGCCCUCGUCACCGGCAACACCGCCAUCCUCAAGCCCUCGGAGCGCGCCCCCAGCACCUCCAUGCUCCUCUCCGACUGCUUCCUCCACGCGGGAUUCCCCCCGGGCGUCUUCUCCAUCGUCCACGGCGGCGGCGGCGUCGUCGGCGUCCUCCUCUCCCAGCCCGCCGUCGCUGCCGUCCACCACGUCGGCUCCGAGAUCGGGGGGGAGAGGGUCUUCGAGCACGCCCGCGCCAACCGCAAGCGCGUCCAGGUCGAGUGCGGCGGCAAGAACCACGCCGUCGUCCUCCCCGACGCGGCCAAGCGGUCGACCCUGUACGCCAUAGCGGGGAGCGCGUUCGGCGCCUCGGGGCAGCGGUGCAUGGCGCUGAGCGUCGUCGUCUUCGUCGGGUCGUCGAGCGAGUGGCUCGCCGAGCUGACCGAGAUUGCCGGCUCGCUCGUCGUGGGCAACGGCGCGGACCCGGCGGUCGGGAUGGGACCCCUCAUCUCGGCCGCCGCCAAGGAGAGGGUGGUUGGGGUGAUCAACGAGGCGGAGCAGGAUGGCGCGCACGUCGUGCUGGAUGGGAGGGAUUGCUAUGUUGAGGGGUACCCGCAUGGGAACUUUGUUGGGCCGACGAUAUUGACCAAUGUCGAGCCGUAUAUGCAGUGCUAUCAGGAGGAGCUGUUCGGGCCGGUGCUGGUCUGCCUGCAGGUGAACACGCUGAACGAGGCCAUCGAGCUGAUCAACGAGAACCGCUAUGGUAACGGUUGUACUUUAUUUACGUCGAGUCCGGCCGCAGCCAAGUCAUUCCAGGACGAGGUGAACGUGGGACAGAUCGGUAUCAACGUCCCCAACUUGGCUCCAUCAGGCGCGAUACCACGGACCUCAAACAAGGAGUCCUUCAUGGGAGACAUCCGAGGCAUGGGCGCUGCGCGAUGGCAGUUUUUCACCAACACAAAGACAGUCACGACACUGUGGAGAUCAGAUUAG
Messenger RNA from Clonostachys solani, 1725 nucleotides. NCBI's taxonomy places the organism in Eukaryota, Fungi, Ascomycota, Sordariomycetes, Hypocreales, Bionectriaceae. The record is from the annotation of a GenBank genome assembly.